Molecule: messenger RNA, 687 nt
Organism: Puccinia graminis f. sp. tritici CRL 75-36-700-3
Lineage: Eukaryota; Fungi; Basidiomycota; Pucciniomycetes; Pucciniales; Pucciniaceae
Exons: 6
Coding region: 1-648 (215 amino acids)
Source: RefSeq, a predicted model, not a curated record
AUGGAUGUGCAAUAUCUAUUAUCAAAAGCUCAAAAGCAAGUCCAAGCACAGCUCUCAAACUCCAUGAAUCGAACCAUCUCAGAAGGUAUCAGCACAGACAAAGGAUUGUAUGGGGUCUUGAAGGGGGGAGUAUUCCUCAACGAUCAAUUCGUCACUGCGGAACGUUCAGAGGAUGAAAUAAAAGCUGCAAUUUCAGUGGUAGCUCGGGCACGACUCCUUGCAGCUGUUUGGAAAGCAACUAAUCAUUUCAUAAUACGCGGAUAUAAACCAUGCACUCAAGAUGGACCAAAUGGCGCGUUGCCCGAUGAUGAUGUGUUUUCCUAUUGCAGCCCAGAUGGAAUAAUGAUGAAUGUUGUGCAAUCACACAGAGGAAAAUUGCUUCAAAAAUUUCCAUCAGCACAUUUACUUUCCCCCAAGUACAACCUCACAACUCAGUACUUUGUUGAGCAAUCUUGGAAUUGUCAAGACAAGUAUGGAAGUUACAAUUAUGAUCCAUAUAAGGGAAAAGCACUUCCUGCAAACCCCGACGCUGAAUGCAUUGUUAGCCUGGCAGUUUGUGAUAUGACUCGAAAAGAUAUACAAAAGAUGGCAAAGAAGAAAGGAAUAGUCAAAGCUUGCCGGGAGGUUGGGGGGCUGCCAAAAAUAUAAAAAAGCUUCAUAAAGCAAUACUACCCCUGGCCGUGCUGG